CAUACCAGCGUGUCGGCCAACUCAACAUAAGCCUAUGUUUUUGGCAAAAGAGUCAACAUUAUCACGUUUAUUAUUUGUGUUUUUGGUCCUUCGAAAAUAUGGUAUAAAACAAGGCAAACACUAUUUUCGUUCAUUCUGAGGGAGGAACUCUGAAUUAAAAGCUGCGUUGUGUAAUUCAGAUUUCAGAAGACGUUGUUAGGGUUUGGUGUGGGGAAAAUGGAAGGUGUCGACCACUUGGCUUUCGAGAGGAAUAAGGCUCAGUUCGAUGUGGACGAGAUGAAGAUCGUUUGGGCUGGUUCUCGUGAAGACUUUGAGCUUUCUGACCGUAUUUCUCGCCUUGUUGCUAGUGAUCCGGUGUUCAGAAAGGAUGACAGAGCUGCGCUUGGUAGAAAGGAAUUAUUUAAGAACACUUUGAGGAAAGCAGCUCAUGCAUGGAAAAGGGUAAUCGAGCUCCGUCUCAGUGAACCGGAAGCUUAUAAGCUCAGAGCUUUUGUGGAUCAACCUGCAUUUACGGAUCUUCAUUGGGGAAUGUUUGUUCCUGCCAUCCAAGGACAGGGCACUGAUGAGCAGCAGCAGAAGUGGUUACCUCUAGCUUAUAGAAUGCAAAUAAUUGGUUGCUAUGCCCAAACUGAACUUGGUCAUGGAUCCAAUGUUCAAGGGCUAGAAACGACUGCAACAUUUGAUCCCAAAACAGACGAGUUUGUUAUCCAUAGCCCCACAUUGACUUCUAGCAAAUGGUGGCCUGGUGGGUUGGGUAAAGUAUCCACUCAUGCUGUUGUUUAUGCCCGUCUAAUUAUUGAUGGUCAAGACUAUGGAGUGCAUGGUUUCAUUGUGCAGCUGCGGAGCUUGGAUGAUCAUUUACCUCUUCCAGGCAUUACUGUUGGUGAUAUUGGCAUGAAAUUUGGAAAUGCAGCUUAUAACACCAUGGACAACGGAGUACUGACAUUUGACCAUGUACGAAUUCCAAGGAAUCAAAUGUUAAUGAGGGUUUCACAGGUUACCAGAGAAGGAAAAUAUGUACACUCCAAUGUUCCAAGACAACUAGUUUAUGGCACCAUGGUAAAUGUGAGACAAAAAAUUGUAGCUGAUGCAUCGAUUGCUUUGUCUCGAGCAGUUUGCAUUGCUACAAGAUAUAGUGCUGUUCGAAGACAGUUUGGGUCCCAUAAUGGAGGUCUAGAAACACAGGUGAUUGAUUACAAAACACAGCAGUCUAGGCUCUUCCCUUUGCUGGCUUCUGCUUAUGCUUUCAGAUUUGUUGGUGAGUGGCUGCUAUGGCUUUAUACGGACGUGACAGAAAGAUUGAAAGCUAAUGAUUUUUCAACAUUGCCUGAGGCUCAUGCAUGCACUGCUGGAUUGAAAUCCUUGACUACUACCGCCACUGCUGAUGGAAUUGAAGAAUGCCGAAAAUUAUGCGGUGGUCAUGGUUAUCUUUGUAGCAGUGGUCUCCCUGAGUUAUUUGCUGUUUAUGUUCCUGCUUGCACUUAUGAAGGUGACAAUAUUGUGCUGCUUUUACAGGUGGCAAGGCAUCUCAUGAAGACGGUUUCUCAGCUGAGCACUGGAAAUAAGCCUGUUGGUACUACAGCUUAUAUGGCUCGACUGGAACAACUGUUGCAAUACCGCUCUGAUGUUAAAAAGGCUGAGGAUUGGUUGAAGCCUAAUGUUGUGUUGGAAGCAUUUGAAGCUAGGGCUGCUAGGAUGUCUGUUGCCUGUGCUCAAAAUCUUAGCAAGUUCUCUAAUCCUGAAGAGGGUUUUCAAGAACUCGCAGCUGAUUUAGUUGAGGCAGCUGUUGCUCAUUGCCAGCUAAUUGUUGUUUCCAAAUUUAUUGACAAGUUGCGGCAAGAUAUACCUGGAAAGGGAGUGAAACAUAUAUUAGAAGUUCUCUGCAGCGUCUAUGCUUUGUCUCUACUUCAUAAGCAUCUUGGUGAUUUUAUUUCCACUGGCUGCAUUGACCCAAAACAAGGAUCACUUGCCAAUGAGCAGCUAAGAAACUUGUAUUCACAGGUUCGUCCUAAUGCUGUUGCACUUGUCGAUGCAUAUAAUUACACUGAUCACUACCUUGGUUCCAUUCUUGGACGUUACGAUGGAAAUGUGUAUCCGAAGUUGUACGAGGAAGCAUGGAAGGAUCCUUUGAAUGAUUCAAUUGUUCCUGAUGGCUUUAAAGAGUAUAUUCAACCCUUGCUUAAGCAACAACUACGCAAUGCUAGACUGUAAGAAAUUUAUCCUUAACGCCAUAAAUAAGGUCAGUGAAGUUCUGCGGAACGAUAAAUAAAAUUGGGCGUUCAUACGUACAAAUGAAAACAAUUUUUCAUUUGUUAGCAAGCUUGUUUUCAUCGCAGUUAGGUGCAUCUCGAACUGCAAAAACUUAUUUAUUACAUUAAUCAUACUUAAGUCUAAAAUUU
This is a messenger RNA of Vigna radiata var. radiata (mung bean), 2399 nucleotides long. RefSeq names its product peroxisomal acyl-coenzyme A oxidase 1. The coding region runs from base 217 to 2211 and encodes 664 amino acids. Gene Ontology annotation, biological process: fatty acid beta-oxidation using acyl-CoA oxidase; long-chain fatty acid metabolic process; lipid homeostasis. Gene Ontology annotation, molecular function: fatty acid binding; acyl-CoA oxidase activity; FAD binding. The transcript is spliced from 14 exons. NCBI's taxonomy places the organism in Eukaryota, Viridiplantae, Streptophyta, Magnoliopsida, Fabales, Fabaceae. The record is from RefSeq and is a predicted model, not a curated record. Gene Ontology annotation, cellular component: peroxisome.